Messenger RNA from Tetranychus urticae (two-spotted spider mite), 2712 nucleotides. It is a transcript of the gene Prp5, whose product is annotated as pre-mRNA processing factor 5. Gene Ontology annotation, molecular function: nucleic acid binding; RNA helicase activity; ATP binding. Lineage: Eukaryota; Metazoa; Arthropoda; Arachnida; Trombidiformes; Tetranychidae. The record is from RefSeq and is a predicted model, not a curated record.
CAACGAGAAGUUUACUUGGCUACCAGCUGGAAGCAAUUCAUAGUUUCUUUGAAUAAGUUGUUUAUUUUUUUCAAAGUCUGAUUAUUUGAUUGUGCGUUUUAUUUCUUAAAUAUGAAUGACGAUAUUGAUAUGGAGUUAUCCGAUGGUGAGCCAUCAAAAAGUACCAACCCUACUGAAGAGGAUGACGAAGAGGAUCCAUUGGAUGCUUAUAUGAAAACUAUCCGGCAAGAUUUGGCCAAAUUAAGAGGAAGUGUAGUGCGUAAAGCAUCGGACAAGAAUGUUUAUUUCGGUGUUUCUAAAAAGAAAAAAGUGGAAAAAGGUGAAUUACUCGAGCAGAACCAAGAUGCUUUGGAAUAUUCAUCAGAAGAAGAAGGGACUUCAGCUGAGGAUUUAGAAGCAAUGAACACUAACUUGCAGAGUCAAGUUAAUAAGACGAAAAAGCUUCUCACCAUUACAAAAGAAGAUAUAACUUAUAUACCUUUCAAUAAAAACUUUUAUAUUGAAGUCCCUGAACUAGCAAAUAUGACACCUCAAGAAGUUGAAGCUUAUCGAGAAGAAUUGGAAGGAAUCAAAGUUAAAGGAAAAGGUUGCCCUAAACCGAUUAAAACAUGGGCGCAAUCCGGUGUGAGUAAAAAAGUUAUGGACAUCCUUAAACGCCACAAUUAUACCAAACCAUCUCCAAUCCAAGCUCAAGCUAUACCUGCCAUCAUGUCUGGUCGUGAUAUUAUUGGAAUUGCUAAAACAGGCUCCGGCAAAACUUUAGCCUUUUUAAUUCCAAUGUUUCGUCACAUUCUAGAUCAACCUCCUCUUGCUCCUGGUGAUGGUCCAAUCGCUCUAAUCAUGAGUCCAACUCGAGAACUUGCUACACAAAUUUGGGCUGAUUGUAGAAAAUUUUCUAAAUCUUUAAAAUUGAGAGCUGUUUGUGUUUAUGGAGGAACUCCUAUUUCCGAACAAAUUGGCGCUCUUAAACCUGGCGCUGAAAUUGUUGUUUGUACUCCUGGUCGGAUGAUAGACAUGCUGGCAGCUAAUGGUGGUCGUGUUACAAAUUUGAGAAGAUGUACAUACUUGGUACUUGAUGAGGCCGAUCGUAUGUUUGACAUGGGUUUUGAACCACAGGUAACUAGAAUAAUUGAAAACAUGAGACCUGAUAGACAAACUGUCAUGUUUUCAGCUACUUUUCCAAGGAUAAUGGAAGCUUUGGCUCGACGAAUAUUGAAUAAACCAAUUGAAAUUCAAGUUGGAGGUCGAUCUGUCGUGUGUAAAGAUGUUGAACAACAAGUUAUCCUUAUAGAAGAAGAAGACAAGUUCUUGAAAUUGUUGGAAAUUUUAGGACAGUACUUAGAAGGAGAACACAGUGCUAUAAUAUUUGUAGAUAAACAGGAAAAGGCUGACACUCUCCUACGUGAAUUGAUGCAUGCUAGCUAUAGCUGUUUGGCUCUUCAUGGAGGAAUUGAUCAGCAAGAUCGUGACUCUACUAUUUCUGACUUCAAAAAUAAUCGUAUUAGAGUAUUAAUAGCAACUUCUGUUGCAGCUCGUGGUCUCGACGUGAAACAUUGUUACUUGGUAAUUAACUUUGACUGUCCUAAUCAUUAUGAAGACUAUGUUCAUCGCUGUGGUAGAACUGGAAGAGCUGGUAAUAAAGGUUUUGCCUUCACUUUUAUAACUAGAGACCAAGCCAAGUUUUCUGGUGAUAUUAUAAAGGCUCUCGAGUUAUCAGGUAACACUCCACCAGAAGCACUACAAGAUUUGUGGCGCAGCUAUAAAGAAAAGUUGGAAUUGGAAGGUAAAAAAGUGAAAAGUUCUUCAGGUUUUUAUGGCAAAGGAUUCAAGUUCGAUGAAGCUGAAGCUCAAAUGGCCAUUGAUAAAAAGAAACUUCAAAAAGCUGCUUUAGGUAUCCAAGAUUCUGAUGAUGAAGAUGUUGAUGCAGAUAUCGAUCAAGAAAUUGAAAAUAUGCUUGCACCUAAACAAACAGUGAAACAAGUUUCGAAGACAAAAGCAACAGCAACAGGAGCUAACGGAGAAACAUCAAACAAUGGAAAUGGUUCAACUCCAUUAGUUGUGCCAGAUACUGCAAAUGCUAAAUUUGAAUUAGCGAAGAAGUUAGCUUCUCGAAUCAAACUUCCAGGUGGAAAAACGACUUCUGCUGCUCAGGCUUUCCUUAAAGGUGAAUCAAGUCCAAGUAUAUCCUCAGCCUUGUCUGCUAAAUCAAUUGCUGAAGCUAAAGCAGAGAGGAUCAAUGCGAAACUUAAUUAUGUUCCCAAAGAUUCUGAAUACAAUGAAGAUGACGCUAAUCAAGACGAACAUGCAAGUGGCAGUGAUGUGUUUCUACGAUUCGAAGAAGAACUUGAAAUUAAUGAUUUCCCACAACAAGCAAGAUGGAGAGUCACAAGUAAAGAAGCGCUGGCUCAAAUAUCUGAAUACUCUGAGUCUGGUAUUACUGUCAGAGGGACGUAUAUUGCCCCUGGAGCUAAACCAGGUCUCACCCCUGAUGGCAAAGAGGAAAGGAAACUUUACCUUGCUAUUGAAGGUACAUCUGAACUUUCCGUUAAAAAGGCUCGAGACGAGAUUAUUCGUUUAAUCAAAGAAGAGAUUGUCAAACUUCAAAACUCUUAUCAACCAAUUAACAAGGGUCGAUACAAAGUUAUUUAAAAUGUUCAUAUGUUCAGUGUUUAACCAUAUUCCAUCAAUAAAUUACAAAAAUCUACCAAAAAA